This is a messenger RNA of Drepanopeziza brunnea f. sp. 'multigermtubi' MB_m1, 2424 nucleotides long. NCBI's taxonomy places the organism in Eukaryota, Fungi, Ascomycota, Leotiomycetes, Helotiales, Drepanopezizaceae. The record is from RefSeq and is a predicted model, not a curated record.
AUGCCGGCUGUGUGUUGCCUUAGUACCAGGUCAGGGGCACAUCGCUCCCCCGGUUCGUUGCCGUUCUGUAUCAUAAUUAUCUGGACUCUCGCCGAUCUCUCCAUAUUGCCUGGUAUCCGUCUACCGUUCGUCGCGUGGAAGAGAGUCUGCGCCUCUCAGCCCAUCCCAUCGUGGGCUCAGAAAACCACCUCUCGUCCUGUGCGAUUCUGCUCCCUUUCCCGGAAAACUCGACCCAUCGACCGACCUACCUAUCUCUUCUUCAACCAUCGUGUCAACGAUAGCUAUACGACGCACCGCAAGCACAACUACCGCAACCACAGCAACAGCAACAGCAAUCACAGCAACAGCAAUCACAGCAACAGCAACCAAAGCAACACCGUCGACAGAAACAACAUCAUCGUCGACAACCCAAACACCUUUAGCGAGCUAGCUAGUCGAGACAGUCUUGAUCCCGAAAAGAAGAGUUCCGGCUCUCUUGACACUGCCCCCCCUCCCCCGCCCUCCUGCUUGAUCUCCUCAGCAAGCCCAGUGAGUUCCACCGUCUACGACUUCAUCAUCAACUGCCAUCUCCGCUCUGGAACUGUCUGGUCUCGGUCAAGUGUCUUGUGGCCCCCGUUCACCGUUCACCGUUCACCGUCCACCGUUUACCGUUCACCGUUCACGACCGCUACGCAUUCCACAAAGGGCGUCCACGACACUAACACCAACACCAACACCGAUACCGAUACCAACACCAGCACCCCCCGCCACAUUACUCGAGGCGAGACGAGACGAGCCGAGCUGAGCUGGGCUGAGGCGCCAGGCCAGGCCAGCGUCCUUCUGGUGGGUGAACCGGUGCGACGCGGCGCCAGCAAUCACCCCUUCGCCAACCGCGGCGUCGAGCCCAUCACCGUCACCACCACCGAUCGCCCAUACCCGCCGACCAUGGCCACGUCGGCAGGGAUCAGUCCCACCGCCUCCAGGUACCAACAACCCCCUCCUCCAUACUCCUCCGGCUGGUCAGCUCCCUCCCUCGCUGGCCUCAUGUCCCCGACAGACUCUCGACGUCCAUCAGACUACCGGACGGAGUCUCCUCGUCCCCUCUCAGCAUCACGGUCACAUCCGCAUCGGCUAUCCCUCCCCUCCAUACACGAGGCGCUCAGCAGCAGUGGAUCCAGUUCGAAUGUCUACAUCUCCCCCGUGUCUGCCUCCGGACCGCCGUCGCACCAGGUCGCAUACUCGCCCGGGCCCGAAGCCCCUCGAUCAUACCCGCCGCCGCCGUCUCAACCGACCCCAUACUCCCAAAGGCCCGAAACCCCUCGAUCGUACCCGCCGCCGCCGGCUCAAGCGACCCCAUACUCCCAAAGGCCCGAAACCCCUCGAUCAUAUCCGCUUCCGGAACAGCCACGGUACUCGACGCAGUCUGCCACUCCACGUCUGCCACGGCCCGCAUCUCCUCCGCAACCAGUCCACCCCGUUCACUUCUCCCGACCGGAGCCAGCUCCAUUUCCCGAGCCGAAUAGGCGCCCCUCGUUCUCCUAUCGGUCAGCCGUUCAGGCUCCUCAAGAUCAGCCCGCCAUGCCUCGCUACGAGCCCGCAAGACACGAGCCGGAUUCCAGAUCUCACGACCGAGUCCCGCAGGAUUAUGUCCAGCGCCCUGCGCAUCAGCAACCCACAUACGCGUACGGUCCGCCGUACCGCCCCAUGUCUCCUCCCCCUCCUGCAUCCCAUCAUGGUCCCGUCUUCAUCCCGCCACAGUACGAUCCUCGAGAGAUGGAAACGAGGUGGGCCAGAGACGAGAAGCGAGAACCGACCGCUGCCUUCAGGCAAGGAUUGAAGCGGCAUUUCGAGAUGUACAAUUUCGAGAACAACCUCGCUUCGAUCAACAAGCUCAGCUCCACCAUCGCGGCGUGGGCGGCGCACUACAACGCCAUCCUGAGCGAACAGCAACCCUCCGCCAUCCUCGUCCCAGACCGCAUGCCGACGCUCGAAUCCGUCGACGAAACCAUAUGCCAACAAGAAGCCCUCUACCACGCGCUGGAAGAAAUGCGAGCGAUGAUAGUGGAGCAGAACACGCGCCUGCACCACAGCAUGAACCCAGCCGGAGGAGGCGACUGCGACGACGAAUCGUCGUACGGAGACGACAACCACAACAUCAAGGGACCCGAUAGCAAGAAACGUCGCGGGAAAGUCGCACCUCCAGGACGCUGCCACGCCUGCAAUCGUUCCAAAACGCCCGAGUGGCGCCGCGGUCCCGACGGCGCACGCACGCUCUGUAACGCGUGCGGCUUACACUUUGCCAAGAUCACUCGCAAGCACAAGGCCGAGAUGGGGGCGGCGGCGACGCUGCAACAACAGCAGCAGCAGCAGCAACAACAGCAGCAGCAGCAGCAACAGCAACAACCCACCCAGAACGUGGAUGUCUUGCCGCCUGGCCGUAGUUGA